AAUGUGCUCGGAGUUCCUAAUCGAGCCGGGGUCUGUUUGUACACAGGGAGCGGGAGAACGAGAGCGAGAGAGGGAGUGAGAGAGAGAGAGAGAGACCCCGCGUGCAGGGCAUAUGCAGGCACAAUGGCAUUGGAUCAGGGGCUCCCUUCUCCUCUGCUCUUUUGGACUAUUACCUUCCAGGCACUCUGCUCCCAGUCCGGAGGCACCAACAACGAAGUGAAUCUCCUUGACACAUCUUCAAUAUCAGGAGACUGGGGGUGGCUGACAUAUCCUGCACAUGGGUGGGAUGCCAUCAACGAGAUGGACGAGUACUUCAGCCCCAUCCACACCUACCAGGUGUGCAACGUCAUGAGCCCCAGCCAGAACAACUGGCUCCGCACCAACUGGAUCCAGCGGGACGGGGCGAGACGCAUCUACAUCGAGAUCAAGUUCACCCUGCGCGACUGCAACAGCAUGCCGGGGGUGCUGGGCACCUGCAAGGAGACCUUCAACCUCUACUACUACGAGAUCGACCGCGACAUCGGCACCAACAUCUGGGAGAGCCAGUUCUCCAAGAUCGACACCAUCGCAGCAGACGAGAGCUUCACCAGCGUGGACCUGGGGGUGCGGCGCCUCAAGCUGAACACGGAGAUUCGGGGCGUGGGGCCCCUCAGCAAGAGGGGCUUCUACCUGGCCUUCCAGGACAUCGGGGCCUGCAUCGCCAUCGUCUCCGUGCGCGUGUACUACAAGCGCUGCUCGGCGAUGGCGCGGAACCUGGCGGUCUUCACCGACGUGGUGACGGGCGCCGAUUCCUCGUCGCUGGUGGAGGUGCGCGGGCAGUGCGUGGACCACGCCGAGGAGCGGGACACGCCCAAAAUGUACUGCAGCGCGGAGGGAGAGUGGCUGGUGCCCAUCGGGCGCUGCGUCUGCAGCGCGGGGUUCGAGGAACACCGCGACUCCUGCGUGGCCUGUGAGGUGGGCUUCUACAAGCCAGCAGCGGGAGACCAGCUCUGUGGGAAGUGCCCCCUCCACAGCCACUCCGAAACCAGAGCCGCCAUCACCUGUCCCUGCGACUCCAGCUUCUACCGCUCGGCGUCCGACCAGCCCGCCACUCCCUGCACGCGGCCCCCCACAGCCCCUGUGAAUGUGAUCUCGUCGGUGAACGGGACCUCGGUCAGCCUGGAGUGGGGCCGGCCCCUGGACACGGGUGGGCGCAGCGACAUCGUGUACAGCGUGGUGUGCCAGAAGUGCGCGGGGGACUGGGGCCUGUGCGAAGCCUGCAGCACCGGGGGUGUGGGGCCCGGGGCCGGGGGGCUGGGGGCUGGGGCUGGAGGGGGCACGGGUGGAGGAGGUGGAGGAGGAGGAGGGGGAGAGCGGGGAGGCAUCCCCCCCAUCCGCUUCGUGCCGCAGCAGGCGGGCCUGACGGAGCCCUGGGUGGCGGUGCUGAACCUGGCCGCGCACAUGAACUACACCCUCCAGAUCCACGCCCGCAACGGCGUGUCCCACCUCAGCCCCGAGCAGCAGGCCUACACCGCCGUCAACAUCACCACGAACCAGGCAGCUCCCUCCCAGGUGAUGGCCAUCCGGCAGGAAAACGCCAGUCAGAACAGCGUCACCUUGCUGUGGCACGAACCCGACCAGCCCAACGGAGUGAUCCUGGAGUACGACAUCAAAUACUACGAGAAGGACAAGGAGCUUCAGAGCUACUCCACCCUGAAGUCCAAGGGCACCUCUGCCAAAGUGUCAGGUCUGAAACCUGGGACGCGGUACAUCUUCCAGGUACGAGCCAGGACCUCGGCAGGGUGUGGCCGCUUCAGCCAAUCGGUGGAGAUCCAGACCGGCAAAGCUGUUCCCCUGCGCUACAACACUAUGACCAUCAUCUGGAUCUCCAUGGCGUUGGUGACGGGCCUGGUGGCGUUUCUGGCCAUCGUCAUCUGCAGAAAACGACAUUGUGGCUACAGUAAGGCUUUCCAAGACUCUGAAGAAGAGAAGAUGCACUACCAAAAUGGACACAUCUCUUUUCCAGAAGCCAGGUUUUAUAUUGACCCUCACACAUAUGAAGACCCGUGUCAAGCGGUACAUGAGUUUGCCAGAGAAAUUGAGGCCUCCAGGAUUAAAAUAGAAAAAAUCAUUGGUUCGGGGGAGUUUGGGGAAGUGUGUUACGGUCGCAUGAGGCUCCCGGGUAAGAGGGACAUCCCAGUGGCCCUGAAAACACUGAAGGCGGGCUUCAGCGAGAAGCAGCGCCGUGACUUCCUGGGCGAGGCCAGCAUCAUGGCCCAGUUUGAUCACCCCAAUGUCAUCCACCUUGAAGGCGUGGUCACCCGAAGUAAACCGGUGAUGAUCAUCACAGAGUACAUGGAGAAUGGCUCUUUGGACUCCUUCCUACGGAGACACGAUGGGCAGUUCACUAUCAUCCAGCUGGUGGGCAUUCUGCGUGGUAUUGCUGCGGGUAUGAGGUACCUGGCCGAUCUGGGGUACGUCCACAGAGACCUGGCUGCCCGCAACAUCCUUGUCAACAGCAACCUGGUCUGCAAAGUCUCGGACUUUGGCCUCUCCCGGGUCUUGGAGGAUGACCCAAAUGCAGCAUACACAACCAGCGGUGGGAAGAUUCCCAUUCGCUGGACAGCCCCAGAGGCGAUUGCCUACCGCAAGUUUUCCUCGGCCAGUGACGUGUGGAGCUAUGGCGUGGUCAUGUGGGAGGUCAUGUCCUAUGGAGAGAGGCCUUACUGGAACCUGACCAAUCGGGAUGUGAUAAAGUCUGUAGAAGAGGGCUACCGUCUCCCCGCCCCCAUGGGCUGCCCUGGGGCGCUGCACACCCUAAUGCUGGACUGCUGGCAGAAAGACCGGAAUGAGCGGCCCAAAUUCUGCCAGAUCGUCACCGUUCUCGACAAGCUCAUCCGCAACCCCGAAAACCUCAAGACGCUGGACACGCUAUGCAGGUUAAACAGCACUCUGAUGCACAGGAGCAUUCCUGACUUCAGCAGCUGCAGGUCGGUGGACGAGUGGCUGGACACCAUCAAGAUGGGCCGCUACAAAGGCAACUUCGCCGCCGGCGGAUACAUGACUCUCGGUCAUGUGAUGGGGAUGAAUCAAGGGGACAUCCACAGGCUGGGCGUGACGCUGAUGGGACAUCAGAAGAAGAUCAUCACCAGCGUGCAGGUGAUGCGUGCGCAGGUGCUGAACAAGAGCGUGCCUUCCGUGCACGUAUAAUCACCGUCCAGCGCUCCCGGGGGGGGGGCCUUUUUAAACACCUUUAUAUUUGAAACUGUACAAUAAAAUGAAUAUACUGUACGUAUGGACUUUACAAGACACAUCCUGAAGCGCUCUUCCUUAAAAGAGGACACUUUUCAGUUGUACCCGAUGGAUUUGUUGUUUUGUUUAGUUUUUUGUUGUGGAAGACUUUGUCGUCGUUGCUGUUUUUUUUUUACAACAUCCAAAUUUCUUGUCUUGUUUAUAUCAGUGGGGGAAAAAAAACUGCCUUAAUUCUCCUGAUUUUAAUUUUACUGUAAAAGAAAGCUAGCAUGUGGAAUUGGACAAUGACACAGGCGUGGAAAAGAUCAAAUGCUAAUACAGACGAUCUUCUGACCUGAGUACAGCUAGCGGUGCCAAAAGACCCUUUCACCAAUGGGACCUCAGCAUUUCAACACGCAAUGACCCACCAAUGGGACCUCAGCAUUUCAACACACAAUGACCCAGAAUUCCCUGGGCUUCAGAACUGUACUUAUUCCUGAUCGGCAGUGCUGCUGGAGUUCCGUGGCGGUGGAGCUGAAAACAGCAGCAAAGAAAACUUUUAAAAGGGAAAAAAAAGAAAGAUAAAUCGUCGACCUUAGAAACUGAAUUGAAGGACUCCUGGUCUUUUCCUGCCACUGUCCAAAAGCUGCUUAGCGCACAAGUACCUUGAAAAUAACUUUAUCUAUUGUGAUUUGAUUGUCACUGCUUUUUUCUGCCUCUGUAGUCUUAGGAAGCAAAGGGAUAUUGUGCAAAUAUUGUGUUUCUUAGAAUAACCUAAAAAGGACUAACUGAAGGUAUUUGCUUCCAUGUGCAAUCAUAACAAUUUUUUCAAAACUUUUUUUCCCCACACAUUUUUCAUAUAUUGUACAUGCAGUCAAGUACCAUACAGUGGAUGGUUAACAUCUUUUUAAUAUUGAUAAACCCAGGUGAUAUCCCCUAAAUUAAUAUUCAAAUGCCCUUACUGGCAAAUUGCUGUUCCUUUAAAAACCUUCCAUACACUAUUUUAAUGUUUAAUUACCCCUGUUUAAUUACCCACAACCCAUUACACAACCUAAGGCUGUCCUCUGAAGAAAAUAAGCAGGUUUCUGUGGAAUUCCCUUUAAAACUAAUAUUGUCAAUGAGAUGAAGAGGAAAAUAUAUACUUCUGAACCCAGAGGGGUAAUUUGACCCAUCCUAGCCAUACUGCAGCACCCGGGGCAGGUCUCAGUCAUGUACCUUAGCCACUACGCUCAGGCCAAUUCUUGAUAAAUUUGGAAACGAUAUGUCUGAAAAUAAACAGUUUAUUUUGCUGUACUGCACAACUACUGUUGUAGCACUUAUAGUGGUUUAUAGAGUUUUGGUUUAUCCAAGUCAUUUUCUUUUGCAUACUGUAGGACCACCUGGGGCAGUAACAGAGAAUAUUAACAGGGUUCAUCUGUGUGUUUCCAUCCACAGAGCCUACAGUGGCAAUGCUGUCAGGCACAAGGAGAAGACUUUUGUGAGCGCAAACUUUAAGGGUACUUCUGGUUUCACAUAUUCAAUUGUAAAUGUACAGUUUAUAUAAAAAAAUAAAAGUCCUUCUGUAACAGCAAUAUCCAUAUAAAUGCACAUUAUAGUGCAAAUAAAGUUCAAAACACUGCCAGGAGAGACACAAUCCAGAGCUUUCACUAACUCAUACCAUCUCUUACCACAGUUAAUAGGUUGCAACAAUAGAAGCAGGCUGAACCAAACUGUCAUAGUACUGAGACUAUUGAGGACAGAACUUAAGUGGAUAUCUCAUGCAAUGGUAGAAAAUAACCUUUGUUCACAGAAUUUUCUUUUUUGAACAAAAGGCUUAUGGUUGUAAAUGUUACUGGAAAAUGUGACUUGAAAUAAUUGUGUGACAACUGGGAAGAGUUUGUUGCAAAAGGGCUUUUUUUCAAGGACACCAAGUUCAUCCCUGCAUUUUUUUUUUCUCUCGUGUUGAUUGGUGCCUCCAAAUUUGUGGGGCUUGCCUUGUCCCCAGAUCUGUGAAAUGACCUUCACAGUGAGGCCAUGAAUUCAUCAGCUUACUGGCCACAAUCUGACAUUAACAGUGUCAAUGAUGUAAGCAGAGAGCCACAAAAUGGCACAGACACAGGCACACAUUUAUGGAGAAAAUAUACAAACAGAACAACUGUAAAUUACUGAUCUAGGGUUGUGAAAAAAAAACUUAAAAUGGAAUGA
Molecule: messenger RNA, 5394 nt
Organism: Conger conger (European conger)
Lineage: Eukaryota; Metazoa; Chordata; Actinopteri; Anguilliformes; Congridae
Gene: epha8
Product: eph receptor A8
Exons: 17
Coding region: 124-3189 (1021 amino acids)
Biological process (GO): cell surface receptor protein tyrosine kinase signaling pathway; protein phosphorylation; axon guidance
Cellular component (GO): neuron projection; plasma membrane
Molecular function (GO): protein binding; transmembrane-ephrin receptor activity; ATP binding
Source: RefSeq, a predicted model, not a curated record